UUCGAGUCACCGACCACACGAAUCUGCUAUACCUCUGUCUCUGUGGAAGCAGUAAGAACGAGAUCUGUUCAAUUUCUCAAUAUUAAUGGCGAAUCCAAACGGAAAGGUAUCAAUCACUAACGUCAUUUUCGACAUGGAUGGCCUCUUACUCGACACAGAGAAGUUUUACACUGAAGUCCAGGAGAUUAUACUUUCUAGGUACAAUAAGACUUUUGAUUGGUCUCUUAAGGCUAAAAUGAUGGGGAUGAAGGCAAUAGAAGCUGCUCGGGUUUUUGUGGAAGAAACUGGAAUUGUUGAUUCACUUUCAGCAGAAGAUUUUCUUGUAGAAAGAGAGGAAAUGCUGCGCAAUAUGUUCCCAACAAGUGAACUCAUGCCAGGGGCUGAACGUUUGAUUCAUCACCUCCAUGAAAAUGGAAUACCAAUUUGUGUUGCAACAGGUUCUUAUAGAAGGCAUUUUCAAUUGAAAACCCAAAGACAUGGUGAGCUUUUCUCACUGAUGCAUCAUAUCGUUCUUGGUGAUGAUCCUGAAGUUAAACAAGGGAAGCCAUCACCAGAUAUUUUCCUUGCAGCAGCGAAAAGAUUUGAGGGUGGACCAGUUGAUCCACACUCGAUUCUUGUUUUUGAAGAUGCACCGUCAGGUGUCCUAGCAGCUAAGAAUGCUGGCAUGUCAGUAGUCAUGGUUCCAGAUUCAAGAUUGGAUAGCUCAUUCCACGAAACUGCCGAUCAGGUUCUGAGCUCCCUAUUGGAUUUUAACCCAGGUGAUUGGGGUCUGCCUCCUUUUCAGAAUGCAGCGUGCUAAUCACACUAUUUCUUCUUUGUCCACCAUCAAACCCCAGUGAAUGAAGUUGUUUUGGAGAUGUAAUUCAUGGUAAUUUAUUCGCAUAUGCACUGCAUUGAUUUUCAAAUUACAAGUAUAGUUAAGACUGCAAAUUGAGCAUCCAUUAAUUAUCCAUAACUAUAUUAUGGAAUAUGUGUGAACUUCAGAUUAUGCAGAAAGAACACUAAUUUCUAGAGUCAAUGAGAUUGUACUAUAUAUUUGCUAUUUUUCUCGUGAGCAAUCACAAUUAGUUGAACAUUUUGCUCUCUUGAUUU
Messenger RNA from Olea europaea var. sylvestris, 1092 nucleotides. Its product is annotated as (DL)-glycerol-3-phosphatase 2. Gene Ontology annotation, biological process: glycerol biosynthetic process. The record is from RefSeq and is a predicted model, not a curated record. The transcript is spliced from 6 exons. The coding region runs from base 86 to 799 and encodes 237 amino acids. Gene Ontology annotation, molecular function: sn-glycerol 3-phosphatase activity. NCBI's taxonomy places the organism in Eukaryota, Viridiplantae, Streptophyta, Magnoliopsida, Lamiales, Oleaceae.